Molecule: messenger RNA, 471 nt
Organism: Paramuricea clavata
Lineage: Eukaryota; Metazoa; Cnidaria; Anthozoa; Malacalcyonacea; Plexauridae
Source: the annotation of a GenBank genome assembly
AUGGUCCUCAAUACGCAUCCGAAGCCUUCAGGAAGUUUGCGAAAACCUAUGGCUUCUUUCAUUCCACAAGUUCACCUAGGUAUCCUCAAGCGAAUGGCGAAGCGAGGGGCAGUGCGUACUGCAAAGGAGAUUUUGAAGAAGAACCAAGACCCUUAUCUUGCCCUACCAUCGAAUCACUCGACACCCCUAAAGAAUGGUUUGUCGCCAAGCCAGCUUCUUAUGGGUCGCCGACUAAAGAUACAGCUACCCGUUCUCCCAGCUACUCUGAAACCGAAGGACUUUACUUUUGAGUUGGAGAGGGUGGUAUCCAAGGAAAGUCCUACCGUAGAGCACAGGAUACCAAUUUCAACCGUAGGCAUAGGGCAAGAGAACUGCACACCUUUGACUCUGGAGAUGCGGUAUGGGUCAAGGAUCAAAGUAAGCAAGGUGAGAUCCUUUCUUCCACUCAGUAUCCCAGAUCUUACCUUGUGA